AUGCACGGCGGUGUGAAGGGCCUGGCGCGGGCACCGUGGGAGUCUGCCGUGCACGCUGCUCUUCUGCUGCUCUCAUCAACGGCGCGCCAACAGGACGCUGCACGUAUACAUCACACAGUGCGGGAGUGUAUGUGUAUUUGUUUAAUACACCGCAGAUCAGCAGAUGCGCUGCGUGUGCAUGAAUUGUUUAGUCGCUCAGGUCAUACCGUUCCUCCACACCAGAAACAGCCACAACCACCACCACAACAACAAUAUAGUCAAUAUCAUCGAAUAUCGGGUUGCCCUCAGAUAUUAACAAUGGAGCACUUGCAAUCUCUUUCUGUAGAUGAACUGGCGUUAGUGGCAUUGCAACAACAACCUCAUCGUGCCCAUCAAAGUAUGGUGGUGGCACAAAUGAUAGCGGCGGAGGAUAAUAACAAUGAAGGAGAUGACUGCAGUCUUAUUUGGAAUAUGCAAACACCAUUAGAGAGGGAAAGUCUUCUAAACACCACGUCAACAUCAUUAACAUCAUCAUCAUCUGUAAUCUCUUCAUCCUUAUCAUUAGCGUCUCCAUCCCACAAGCAGAGACAAUCACCCUCAACACAAAUACAAAUACAAGAAGAAAAAAGAAGGGGAAAUAUGCGAGGUGAGUCUCCUGUUAAUAUAGCUUCCACAGAGACAUUCUGUGUUCUCAUUCCAGGGCUGACAAAAAUAACGGAGGUGGAACAAUUUCGUAUUAUGCUUCAGCAGAAUAUGCAACUUCUCCAAAUAACACAUCAAUUAAAACAAAGCCUGGGACUACAUUAUCUUCUUUCGCAGAUGUACCACAUUGUAGAUAACAAGAGUCUUUCCGCUCAGGUGGAAAUUAGUCCACUCGUUCGUGUUGGACGUGCAGUGUUGGAUCAUCCAUUUCUUUUUUCAACACCAUCUUCAGAGGAGGCUAGAAAACGUUUGCUUUUUGAAGAAUGGGGUAGCAUUACAUUUAAUAAAACAUUAAGUGAAGUUCAACGAACAAAACUAAUGGCACUUGAGAGUCUGGUUGACCCUGUAAAAGCACUGUGUAAAGAACCGUUGAAGUUUAUGCAUUUAUUGGCCGUUUCAUGGGAUGAACUCUUUCUACGGCGUGUGGCUCUCACAUUAGUCUUGCCGAAAGAAGCUCAUGAUGUGCUUCCUCCUAGUCGUAGAAAAAAAUACUUCUCGUAUGAAAAGUAA
Molecule: messenger RNA, 1191 nt
Organism: Trypanosoma theileri
Lineage: Eukaryota; Euglenozoa; Kinetoplastea; Trypanosomatida; Trypanosomatidae
Exons: 1
Coding region: 1-1191 (396 amino acids)
Source: RefSeq, a predicted model, not a curated record